CAACACACCACAAAAACAAAAUAUUUUUCUUAUCGUGUACGCAUUUCGAAAUUGUUGGUUCGGCUUCGAAAUUGCAAUGCAGAAUUAAAUUCAAGCGCGUAAAUAUUGAAAGCGAAUAAUUGUGAACGCAAUGGUGGCGCAGUUUUAUUAAGUGUAAAAAUAUUUUGGUGGGCUGUUGUUCGGUGUUCGAUGGAUGCGUGGUUUAAAAACAUCACAGGCAAAAGAGCGCGUGCUUGUUACAGAAUUAGCGCGCAUUAAACAAGUUGGAAUUGUGUGUAUUGCAUUGCGUACUUUGUUUGGGGAAUCGAGUGACUUGGCCUGGCAGCAGCAAGUGAGCGUAAGAUAAAGAUAAUUUCUUUUGGAAAAAAUGUCUUCACCGGUAAAUUCACCAAUAACAAAUUCCGAGGAUGAACAAAGCCGUUUAAAGUGGUUCUCACAACGUAAUGAACAUUUAUCGCCUACAUCGACGGUAACACCGCCACCUCAAUCAAUUUCAGCAACUGGAAGUGGCGUAAGACCUGCAGGAAAUAUUCUGCAUGAUCACAACUCAACUAAACGAAAAAGUGCCUUCUUACCGUAUCGGCCACAUGCAACCGUACUCACUAAUCUACAACGCGGUAAUACCGAAGCCUUCUCUUAUCCUGUUGAAAUAACCUUAUCUUUUCACGAACGUGCUGGCCAGGGUGAGAUAACAGAGGAACAAGUAAAUGUAGAAAUAGAAAAGCAGCGAUUAGCUGGGGCCAAUAUAGAUUUUAAGGAUGCCUAUGGUUUUACACCAUUACAUUGGGCUGCUUACUAUGGGCAGUUAUUGGCAGUACAAUUGCUUACAAAUGCUGGUGCUAAUGUUAAUAGCGAAGCACCAGAUAUGGUGACACCAUUGUUAUUAGCUGCAUCCGGUGGACAUCAUGAAGUGGUACGCUUCCUAUUGGAACGUGGCGCUAAACGUGGACAUAUGGAUAUUAUGGGUAAUACAGCACUUAUGUACGCUGCAGCCGGCAAUCAUCCACAUACAUGUAAUGAAAUUCUAUCACGUGAUCCUGAUAUGACCGCUUCAAAUGAAAAUGGCGAUACUGCAUAUACUUUAGCGAUUGAACAUGGCGCAGUGCUAGCGCAAUCUGUAUUGGAACAAUAUAUAGGAGCACUACUAGCCUUGUGAGAUCGCAUUACUUUGAUACGGAGUGUUAAGUCCAACUAAAGGAAUUGAAUUCAAUAUUCUCUGUUUGGAAUCGUGGACUGAUGUCAACAACGAAGUAAUGUUAUUAACAAUCGUAACUCACAAUAACAUAUAACCAUAUUUGUUAUUGUAUGAAAUGUAUCUAAAUCACCAACGUGAGGAACAACUAUUGCUACUUAAGAAAGUAGUGCAGUUAGGGCGAAAUUUUGUAAAUUAAAAAAAGAAAAACAACGAAAGACGUCUUCAACUCAAAUAGAUCGAUCAAAUGAGAGAGGUUCGUUGCUGAUAUUAUUGUAGGAAGUACGCUGGAAUUAUAGAUAAAAAAUCCGGAGAAGGAAAUGCGAUUACAAUAUAG
Molecule: messenger RNA, 1529 nt
Organism: Teleopsis dalmanni
Lineage: Eukaryota; Metazoa; Arthropoda; Insecta; Diptera; Diopsidae
Product: DNA-binding protein RFXANK
Exons: 6
Coding region: 368-1156 (262 amino acids)
Biological process (GO): regulation of gene expression
Cellular component (GO): nucleus
Molecular function (GO): protein binding
Source: RefSeq, a predicted model, not a curated record